Trichoderma aggressivum f. europaeum is the source of this 1593-nucleotide messenger RNA. RefSeq lists its product as uncharacterized. NCBI's taxonomy places the organism in Eukaryota, Fungi, Ascomycota, Sordariomycetes, Hypocreales, Hypocreaceae. The coding region runs from base 1 to 1593 and encodes 530 amino acids. Gene Ontology annotation, molecular function: pyridoxal phosphate binding; aromatic-amino-acid:2-oxoglutarate transaminase activity; L-2-aminoadipate:2-oxoglutarate transaminase activity. The transcript is spliced from 3 exons. Gene Ontology annotation, biological process: L-tyrosine biosynthetic process; aromatic amino acid catabolic process. The record is from RefSeq and is a predicted model, not a curated record.
AUGGGUAGUCUAUCCAGAGAAGUUGACGAGUGGACCCAGGAGCCCAAUCUCCAUCCGGAGAGAAGACCGAUCCCUGUUUCUCAACGAGGAGUGGCCGCGCCAAGCAGCUCAGAGCAGUUCAAGGCCAAGUGCAGCAAGCAUAAGCCACAGGCCAGGCGAUGGCAUCCAUACAUCAGUGCAGAGUCGGCGAGUCGCACAGGAUCAACUCUCAAGAAGGCCGUGGAGCACCUCUCCAAUCCAAACGCCAUCUCACUGGGGGGUGGUAUUCCCCUGAGUGACUUUUUCCCGAUUGACGAAAUUGCCCUGAGACCAAGUUCACUCAUCAAUGCCGAGACGGGAGAAAAGAAGAAGACGACCUCCCAAACGACCCUGCAUGCUACUAAGCACGAUAUUGCCGAUGAUACCAGCGUCUACGAUCUCUCUGUCGCUUUGAAUUAUUCCCAAGGCUAUGGAUCGGCUCAGUUCAUGCGAUGGAUCAUAGAGCACACGGAAAUUGUGCACGAUCCACCUUACGCUGACUGGCAAUGCUCCAUGACAAUUGGCAACACCUCGGCGUUGGACAUAUGCUUGAGAAUGUUGACAGAGCCAGGUGACUGUAUUUUGGCAGACAAAUAUACAUUCUCAUCCGCCAUCGAGACCGUUCUUCCUCUGGGAGUCAAAUUCAUCGGAGUCGACAUGGAUCGCGAGGGCAUGCUUCCUGACAGUCUUGAUGAUAUACUUGAGACGUGGAAUCCUACCGAACACAACAACGCACGAAAGCCAUCAGUUUUAUAUGCAAUCCCAACUGGCCAAAACCCUACCGGCACCACUCAAAGCCUCCAACGCCGCAAGGCAAUCUACGCAGUGGCCCAGAAGCAUGAUUUGAUCAUUCUCGAGGAUGAUCCGUAUUACUUCCUACAGAUGGAUGAAUAUGACUCUACUAAACAGGAUGGCCCUACUCCCUCUGAGAUUCAGUCACCUGUCGAAUUCUUCAAGAGGCUUGUGCCUUCAUAUCUUCGCAUAGAUAUUGACGGACGAGUCAUGCGCAUGGAUUCUUUUAGCAAGGUUGUCAGCCCUGGGGCUCGUCUGGGCUGGAUUACUGCCCCCGAGCAGCUCAUUGAGCGAUACAAGACCCACAGCGAUGUUUCGACCCAGAGCCCUUCCGGUCUAAGCCAAUUGGUGCUUUUCAAACUCCUGGAUGAGCAUUGGGGGCACGAAGGCUUCACAAGGUGGUUGAUGCACUUGCGCAAACAGUACACCUUGAGAAGAGACUUCAUUCUGUCUGCUUGCGAGCGUUACCUACCCAGACAAGUUGUUAGCUGGGAGCCAACCAAUGCAGGCAUGUUUCAAUGGCUCAAGGUAGACUGGGAACAGCAUCCCAAUCGUAAAGACAAGACAGCCGACCUUGUUGAAAAGGAAAUCUGGCUGGAAAGCAUCUCAGCUGGAGCAUUGGUUAGCAGUGGCUCGUGGUUCCGUGCAUCGAAAGACGUGCCCGGUGACGAAGUAUUCUAUCGAACUACUUUUGCCGCAGCCCCGCAGCCCAAGAUUGAGGAAGCCAUCAAGCGCUUCGGUGAAGCAAUACGCAAGGUGUUUGAGCUCAAAGAGAAGAGUUGA